AUGCAGGGCACCCCAGUCAAUAUCAUUGUAGGUUCUCAUGUUUGGGUUGAAGACCCAGACAUUACAUGGAUUGAUGGGCAAGUAGAAAGUAUUAAAGAAAAUGAAGUUGAGGUCCUAACAUCUGAUGAAAAGAAGGUGGUUGCUAAUAUAUCCAAAAUACAUGUUAAAGAUGAGGAUGCACCCCCUGAUGGAGUCGAUGACAUGACCAAACUAUCUUAUUUGCAUGAACCUGGGGUUUUGCAUAACCUGUCAACAAGAUACCAACUUAAUAAGAUUUAUACUUACACUGGGAGCAUUCUUAUUGCUAUCAAUCCAUUUCAAAGGGUUCCUGAUUUGUAUGAUUUCCACAUGAUGGAGCAGUAUAAGGGGACACCUUUAGGGCAACUGAGCCCUCAUGUGUUUGCCAUUGCAGAUGUUGCUUACAGGGCAAUGAUUAAUGAAGGAAAGAGCAACUCGAUAUUGGUGAGUGGAGAAAGUGGUGCUGGUAAGACUGAAACCACUAAGAUGCUUAUGCAAUACCUUGCACAUUUGGGUGGCCAUAAAGGAGCUGAAGGGAGAACAGUAGAACAACAAGUUCUUGAGUCAAAUCCAGUUCUUGAAGCAUUUGGAAAUGCAAAAACAGUCCGGAAUAACAAUUCAAGCCGAUUUGGUAAAUUUGUUGAAAUUCAAUUUGAUGUUCUUGGAAGAAUAUCAGGGGCAGCCAUUAGAACAUAUCUUCUCGAGAGAUCUCGUGUCUGUCAAAUUUCAGACCCCGAACGUAAUUAUCACUGUUUCUAUCUUCUGUGUUCGGCACCCCAGGAGGAAAUUGAGAAAUAUAAGCUGGGGCAUCCAAAAACAUUUCACUAUCUUAAUCAGUCCAAUUGCCAUGAACUGGUUGGGGUAAGCGAUGCUCAUGAUUAUUUGGCUAUAAGGAAGGCCAUGGAUGUUGUUGGCAUAAGUCAAAACGAGCAGGAUGCAAUUUUCAGAGUAGUCGCAUCUAUUCUCCAUCUUGGCAAUGUUGAAUUUGCUAAGGGGGAAGAAAGCGACUCAUCAUUUCUUAAGGAUGACAAAUCAAGCUUUCAUCUUCAGACUGCAGCAGAACUUCUCAUGUGUGAUCCUAAUGCACUGGAGGAUGCAUUACUGAAGCGUGUGAUGGUGACUCCAGAAGAAGUUAUAAAAAGAAGUCUUGAUCCUGAUGGUGCAGUAGUUAGUAGGGAUGGCUUGGCUAAGACUAUAUAUUCUCGCUUGUUUGAUUGGUUGGUCGACAAAAUAAAUUCCUCAAUCGGGCAAGAUCCCCAUUCGAAGUGUCUGAUUGGAGUUCUUGAUAUAUAUGGAUUUGAGAGUUUUGAAAGUAAUAGUUUUGAACAGUUUUGCAUUAAUUAUACCAACGAAAAGCUACAGCAACACUUUAACCAGCAUAUUUUUAAGAUGGAGCAAGAAGAAUACAUGAAAGAAGAUAUUAACUGGAGUUACAUAGAAUAUGUCGAUAACCAAGAUAUCCUGGAUCUUAUUGAAAAGAAACCUGGAGGGAUCAUAGCUCUUCUUGAUGAGGCCUGUAUGUUUCCGAGGUCAACACAUGGAACAUUCGCAGAAAAACUUUACCAGACAUUUAAAUCCCACAAGCGUUUUGUUAAACCAAAACUGUCGCGUAGCGAUUUUACAAUUGCUCAUUAUGCUGGAGAGGUUCAAUACCAAUCCAACCAGUUUUUGGAUAAAAACAAAGAUUAUGUUGUUGCCGAACAUCAAGAUCUGUUAACUGCUUCUAAGUGCCCAUUUGUAAAAGCACUGUUUCCUCCACUUCCUGAAGAGAUGACCAAAUCUUCAAGCAAGUCCUCUAAAUUCUCAUCAAUAGGUUCCCGGUUUAAGCUACAACUCCAACAACUGAUGGAGACUCUGAAUUCUACAGAACCUCACUACAUAAGAUGCGUGAAACCUAAUAAUCUUUUUAAGCCUGCUAUUUUCGAGAAUGCGAAUGUCAUGCAGCAACUCCGAUGUGGUGGUGUUUUAGAGGCGAUUAGAAUUAGUUGUUCCGGAUACCCUACUCAUAAGACAUUCCAAGAAUUUAUUGGACGGUUUGGUGUUCUAGCUCCUGAAAUCUUCGAUGGAGAUGUGGAUGAAAGAGUUGCAUGCAUCAAUUUUUUGGAGAAGAUGGGUCUUACUGGGGCUGAGAUAGGGAAAACUAAGGUCUUCCUGAGAGCUGGUCAAAUGGCUGAAUUAGAUGCCUGCAGAUCGAUAAAAGUUAGUAAUGCAGUAAAGAAAAUACAAACAAAGACAAGGGGUCAUUUUGCUCUUAAAAACUUUGUUUCCAUGCAUAAAGCAGCGAUUUUCAUCCAAUCUACAUGCAGAGGAAUUAUUGCUCGCAAGUUUUACGAGUAUAUGAAAAGGGAGUCAGCUUCGGUUAAAAUCCAGACACAUGCUAGAAGGCACAUGGACAGGAAGAGGUACAUCAAACUCAAGCAUGCAGUUAUUAUACUGCAGUCGGCCAUGAGAGCUAUGACUGUUCAUAACACGUUUAGGAGACAGAGAAAAAAAGCAACUGUUAUACAGGCCUGCUGGCGAGGUCAUAGAGCAUUUGUACUCUAUAAGAAACACAUUAAGGCAGCGAUUGUGAUCCAAUGUGGAUGGAGGGUAAUGGUUGCAAGGAGGAUGCUGCGGAAGAUGAAAUUGUGUGCAAGAGAAUCAGGUGCCCUUCCGGAAAAUACACCUGAGAAGCAAGUAGAAGACUUGAAGUUACGGUUACAGCUGGAAAGACAACUGAGGGCUGAAUUGGAAAGUAGAGUGGAAGAGGCAAGUGCUCUUUUUCGUAAAGAACGCGAGGCAGCCCAGAGAUCAAUUGAAGAGGUCUCCUCGAUUUUCAAAGAGACACAAGGGGCAGGUGACGAUACCAAUAAGAUUGCGGCUCUAACUAUUGAAGUGAAAAAUUUGAAGAACUUGUUACAAUGCGAAAGAAAACGAGGCGAUGAUUUGGAAAAGCAGUACGCAGAAGCCUUGAAAUCAGGAGAAUUAAAGCGUCACAAAUUGGAAGAAACCGAAAAGAGAGUUCAUCAGCUUCAAGAGUCUUUGAACAGGAUGAUAUACAGCAUGUCUGGACAAUUUUCGGAGCUCAAGAUGAUUUUGUGUGCCUCGUCCAAUUCAAGUUCAGCUUCGAAUUUCGUUGAUAAAGAUGAUUUGAUCGAUGAUGACACCUCCGCAUCCUCAGAUACAACGUCAACUGAUUCUGAUUUUACUUUUCCUGCACCUGCUUCGGCUCCUGCAAAUUUCUCUUCUACUUUCGAUCCUGGUCCUUUCCAACUCAUAGUUCAAGAUCUUUCGACUGUUGAUAAUUCAGGAACUCAAAACUGGGAAGCUGACCGGGAGGGGGCAUUCGACGACUUUUUCUGA
Striga hermonthica is the source of this 3360-nucleotide messenger RNA. The record is from the annotation of a GenBank genome assembly. Lineage: Eukaryota; Viridiplantae; Streptophyta; Magnoliopsida; Lamiales; Orobanchaceae.